AGGAUCAUCUAUCCCGUAAUCGUACCUAAGACGAUUCCUUUUGCGGGGAAGUACUGCCGGUGGUCGUUAUAACAACGGCAGCAGACCCACUUCCCCCCAAUUACCAUCUCGCCAUUCAUCAGCAACGUUCACUUGGAGCUCUUCAUUAGUUUCCGUUCAAUCACAUAGGAAAACAAUACAGCUUUGGGUGAUCGAUAGCUGAGCAUUGCAUUAAGCUGCUCCAACCAGAUGACGACGAUAACACUACUUGUCGAGCCGCCCACUCGGACCAUGAGUUUCGCACUCAACCGCAAACGAUCGAGGUUGAUGUUGGAGUCGGACGACGAGGAUGACAGCCGACUUGUACCGGCACACGCCUUGGCUGGCAGCAGUAGUAGCACCGGCCAUCUUUUCAAUAGCAACAAUAAUAGCAGCAAUGCAGCGUCGUUACUAUCUCCUACAGACAGCUUGAAGAAGACGAGAACGCAGGGCGAGCUGGACGAGCUGGACAUCAUACCGGCCGGCGAGGCGUGGAAAGUAGACCUCAAAAGCCUCCUGGAGAAUGUCCCCAUGCGCCCGAAGCCGGAUGGAAGUUUGCUGCAGCCGCAUGACAAUAAUGCAAGGUACCAGAGGGGCAAGUCAAUCACCGUCCUGUGUGUGCAGGGAGCCCUGCAGCUACACUACGAUCUUCUCUGCGAUGCGUUACCGGAGCUCUACUCGAUCUCACCCUCAUUGCAAGCCGUCGUCCUCUGCCGCGACCCGUCGUCCCACACUCCCACGAACACAAUCCCCUUCUCGUUACCUCUACUCCAAGCCGUCAAUCCCGGAAACAACUCAUUCGUCAAGCUAGGCCUGCUGCAUCCGCUGGGCGGUGGGCACUGUCCACUCGAUGCGCUCGUGGUCAUCGAUGCACAGGGACGACGGAGGCUGGUCCUCCCGUUCGGCUGGGGCGCCGGCAGACACGCUGGGACAGCUGGAGGGAAGCUGGUGCGCGACACGCUGAUGUCGCUGCUUAGAUCGUGCGUGGAGGCGCUCGCGAGAGAGGGUUGAGAUCGCGGCGUUGGUCUGGAGGCCCGUGGCAUCACACCGCGCAUUGAAGUUCGGGUAGGCAGGCAGGCGGGUUCCUUGCCGUUAAUCGGUAUUCUCGGGGGUAGAAAGUUGACCCCGAGAUGUUGUAAUAAUAAAUAUACAUAAUGUUUGAAUAGGGAGGGGAGACACGCGAUGCGAGCAGGUUCACAUAUCAGGGUAUACCCACAGCCAACAGUGGCGACACGAGUACAUAUUGCAUAAAUUAUUCAUUACUCAUUGCGAUAUCAUUCUUAUACACGCAUAAUCCUCCCUUUGAGAGCCAU
This is a messenger RNA of Aaosphaeria arxii CBS 175.79, 1331 nucleotides long. RefSeq lists its product as uncharacterized. The transcript has 2 exons. Bases 229 to 1029 code for a protein of 266 amino acids. The record is from RefSeq and is a predicted model, not a curated record. NCBI's taxonomy places the organism in Eukaryota, Fungi, Ascomycota, Dothideomycetes, Pleosporales.